Daphnia pulicaria is the source of this 1111-nucleotide messenger RNA. Its product is annotated as liprin-beta-1-like. Gene Ontology annotation, molecular function: protein binding. The annotation marks the transcript as partial. Gene Ontology annotation, biological process: neuromuscular junction development. The transcript has 6 exons. Gene Ontology annotation, cellular component: presynaptic active zone. NCBI's taxonomy places the organism in Eukaryota, Metazoa, Arthropoda, Branchiopoda, Diplostraca, Daphniidae. The record is from RefSeq and is a predicted model, not a curated record.
GGGUACGCUUCGGGCAACAGCGGGCCACGUUUAGGCUGGAAAAAUGGAUCUCCAGGUCCAGCUGAAACCAUCAAACCUAUCCAGGAAUCUGAGCUUCCCUUCCCGCAGUGGUCCAGCGACGACAUUGCUUCUUGGCUUCACGACAUGGGCUUACACUUGUACGUGAGUGAAGUACAGCGCUGGGGUUGUCGUGGCCAACAAUUGCUAGAAGUUCCAGUGACCGAGAUCGAAAAGGAGUUGUCCAUCAAACAUCCGCUGCACAAGAAAAAGCUCAUCCUUGCCCUAGAAGCGAAAGGCCGAGCUCAGGAUCCUAUGUCACUUGUACCAAUCCUCCCGGAUUUGCUGAAGCACGCCGGAAAAUUGGACCAUCAGUGGGCCGUUCGUUGGCUAGAUGAUAUCGGCUUGCCACAGUACAAAGAUGCGUUCCUCGAGUGUCGAGUGGAUGGCCGAAUGCUUCAUUUGCUGUCGGUCGACGACCUUUGCACCCACCUAAAAGUGACGAACCUGCUUCACCUCAUCUGCAUCCGGCGUGGAAUCCAAGUCUUGCGCUUGAACGAUUACAACCCGAGUUGUUUGCAACGGCGUUCGGUUCCCGAAGAUCCGGCUCAUCCGACGCCCGGUCAAGUUGCUGUUUGGACGAAUCACCGCGUCAUGGAAUGGCUCAGAGCUGUCGAUUUGUCCGAGUACGCUCCAAACAUGAGGGGAUCCGGUGUCCAUGGUGGUUUGUUGGUGCACGAGGCUCGCUUUAAUGCCGAGCUGCUGGCCACGUUAUUGUCAAUUCCUCAGGGUAAGACGCUGCUACGUCGGCAUUUGGCCACGCAUUUUAAUCAAUUGGUCGGUCGGGAAGUGGUGCAAGCAAAACGUGAAAUGGAAUCUUCAUCGGCCUAUCCUCCUCUGACUCCUGUUGCCAAAGUCAAAAUCAUAAAGAAAUCACAGUUCACGUUAAAACGCCGCAAGGGAAAACCGGACGAAUUUGAUUCUGAUGAUUGGGUUUGCCCACCUUUCGAUUCGUCCGAUCUAGAUAAUGACAAAACUUCUUCCCCAAAGUCUCCUAUGACCAAAUCGACCGACUUGUGAAGGGCAGUCGAUUGAAUUUAUCGUCUUGACAAUA